Messenger RNA from Cynara cardunculus var. scolymus (artichoke), 1735 nucleotides. RefSeq names its product O-fucosyltransferase 29-like. The transcript is spliced from 9 exons. NCBI's taxonomy places the organism in Eukaryota, Viridiplantae, Streptophyta, Magnoliopsida, Asterales, Asteraceae. The record is from RefSeq and is a predicted model, not a curated record. Bases 1 to 1683 code for a protein of 560 amino acids.
AUGGGGGUAGCGAAAGCUUGGAGAUACAGCGGUGGAGUUUUGGUUUUAGCCAAAAGUCAUCAUCUUAAUCAUAAACACAACAAAUUGAAGCAGCAAAAGCAGCAGAAAUGGGUGGGCCAGGAUCACCAUUGUUGGCUAUGGCAGCCGGCGGAGACGGCGGUGGUGGGUGGUGGAGGACAGCGGCGGCGGAUCUCGUGGACGGUGGUUUGUGGGAUGAUGUUGUUUGUUUUGGGUUUGAUAUCGUUUUUUACGGGCCAUAUUGCUUCUGAUCUUGAAUGGUAUUCUCAUCGAAUUGUUAAACGAAGAUUGUGGAAGAACAAAGGCCGGAUUAGUUCUGGACCAGUUGACAUAUGGAAAUCCAAGUUCUCAAAGUUCUACUAUGGAUGCAGUGAAAGGAGCCCUUAUUACGCACCUCCUACUCGUCAGCUGCUUUCAAAUGGUUAUCUGCUAAUCGCUGCAAGUGGUGGGUUGAACCAACAAAGAACAGGGAUUACUGAUGCCGUAGUUGUUGCACGGAUUCUAAAUGCUACUUUAGUCAUUCCCGAGUUGGAUCAUCAUUCAUACUGGAAGGACGAUAGCGAUUUUGCCAACAUAUUUGAUGUCGAUUGGUUUAUAUCUUUUCUCGCAAAAGAUGUGCCUGUAGUCAAAAGGGUCCCUGACAAAUAUAUGAGAUCACUUGAAAAACCACCGUACACUAUGCGGGUCCCACGAAAAUCCGAACCUCGAUAUUACCUCGAUGAAGUACUACCAAUACUCUUACGGAGACGUGUUCUUCAGUUAACAAAGUUCGAUUAUAGGCUUGCUAGUGAUCUCGACGAAGAGCUACAACGGUUGCGUUGCCGGGUCAAUUAUCACGCUUUACGCUUUACAAAACCCAUACAAGAUCUUGGUAAGAAGAUCGUUAUGGAAAUGAGGAAGAUGGCUAGUAGCUUCAUUGCAAUUCAUUUGAGGUUUGAGCCCGAUAUGCUUGCAUUUUCGGGUUGUUACUACGGUGGUGGUGAUAAAGAAAGAUACGAGCUCGGUGAAAUCAGGAAACGAUGGGCAACAUUACCCGAAACGAGUCCUGACGGAGAGCGAAAACGAGGAAAAUGUCCUCUAACGCCUCAUGAAGUAGGUUUAAUGCUUCGGGCACUCGGUUUUGAAAAUAACAUGCAUCUUUAUGUUGCAUCGGGUGAAAUAUAUGGUGGGGAAGAGACUUUGAAGCCUCUUAGGGAUCUAUUUCCGAACUAUUACACUAAAGAGAUGCUCGCUAGCCAAGAACUCGAACCUUUUCUUCCGUAUUCUUCUCAACUUGCCGCCGUUGACUACAUUGUUUGCGAUGAGAGUGAUGUUUUCGUCACCAAUAAUAAUGGGAACAUGGCCAAAAUCCUUGCGGGUCGAAGGAGGUACAUGGGGCACAAGAGAACCAUUCGGCCAAACGCGAAAAAGCUCAACGCUUUGUUUCUUAAACGCGAGAAACUGCCAUGGGAAACGUUCGCAAAAAAGGUGAAAGCAUCCCAACAAGGAUUCUUGGGGGAACCAAACGAGAUGAAAGGUGGUCGUGGCGAAUUCCAUGAAUACCCUUCUACGUGUAUCUGCAAGAAGCCAUUCAAGUUCUCAUAUCUCGACACUGGAAACCAAACGGUCACGAAAUCGUUGGAAUAUGGACGGAACGAAGAAGAUCAAGGUGUGCAUAAUGUGUAGAGUAUAGAAAUUGCAGGUCAUGGAUCAUCAUCAUCAAAGGAUGCUGUUUGGU